Orycteropus afer afer is the source of this 1983-nucleotide messenger RNA. RefSeq names its product ankyrin repeat and sterile alpha motif domain containing 3 (gene ANKS3). NCBI's taxonomy places the organism in Eukaryota, Metazoa, Chordata, Mammalia, Tubulidentata, Orycteropodidae. The transcript is spliced from 15 exons. The record is from RefSeq and is a predicted model, not a curated record. Gene Ontology annotation, cellular component: cilium. Gene Ontology annotation, molecular function: protein binding. The coding region runs from base 1 to 1983 and encodes 660 amino acids.
AUGUCGGAGCUCAGUGAUGAAGCCAGUGAGCCAGAGCUCCUGAACCGCAGCCUGUCCAUGUGGCACGGGUUGGGCACGCAGGUCUGCCGGGAGGAGCUAGACGUCCCCUUGGAUCUGCAUACUGCCGCGUCCAUUGGCCAGUAUGAAGUGGUGAAGGAGUGUGUCCAGCGGGGAGAGUUAGAUUUGAACAAGAAGAAUGGUGGUGGCUGGACCCCGCUGAUGUACGCCUCCUACAUUGGACACGAUACCAUUGUGCACCUGCUGCUCGAGGCGGGGGUGAGUGUGAAUGUGCCGACCCCGGAAGGGCAGACUCCACUGAUGCUGGCCUCCAGCUGUGGCAACGAGAGCAUCGCCUACUUCCUCCUCCAGCAAGGUGCAGAGCUGGAGAUGAAAGACAUUCAGGGCUGGACUGCCCUGUUCCAUUGCACCAGUGCUGGGCACCAGCAGAUGGUCAAGUUCCUCUUGGACAGUGGUGCCAAUGCUGACACGCGGGAGCCGGUGUACGGGUUCACACCUCUGAUGGAGGCUGCGGCCGCGGGCCAUGAGAUCAUUGUGCAGUAUCUUCUGAACCACGGAGUCAGAGUGGACACGCGAGACCACAGUGGUGCCACGGCCCGGAUGCUGGCUAAGCAGUAUGGACACAUGAAGAUCGUGGGCCUGAUAGAUGCCCGAGCGCCAGCUCUGCCCACGAGCCUCUGUCGGAGCCCAGAAAAAUAUGAAGACCUAAGCUCCUCUGACGAGACCUACCCGGUUCACCAGAGGCAGAGGCCAUGCCGGAAGAAAGGCCUCAGCAUCCAUGAGGGGCCCCGUGCCUUGGCCAGGAUCACUGCCAUCGGCCUUGGGGGCAGGACCCCACGGCCUUGCCACGAGCAGGUGCCUCCACGAGGCUAUGUCACCUUCAACAGCAGUGAUGAGAACCCCCUGGAAGGGGAGGCCCUCUGCUACCGGGACGUCACCUCCCCCAUCAACGACCGGGAUGUGGAGAGCAGCAGCAGCAGCAGCAGGGAAGAGCACGCGUUCUGUGCCAACUACGGGCCCGCCCGGAGCAGCAGCAGCGAGGGGCUGGCCAGGGCCCAGGGGGUGAGCAGCGAGGCGUCUCUGGAGAGCAAUGAGGAUUCAGAUCAUGCACGAAGCAGCUCUGUUCGCAAGCAAACGAAAAGCUACGUGAAGACCAAGAGCCGCUACUGCACCGGCGACAGCCAGCCGUCCCCCAGCACGGGCGUGGCCAGGGCCGCAGCCUGCUCCUCGGGGCCCAGCCCCCAAACCCAGAGGCCUCCCUACUCAGGACCGCAGGACCUUGCUUCCCUGCUGGAGCAAAUCGGAUGUCUGAAGUACCUGCAGGUGUUUGAGGAGCAGGACGUCGACCUGCGUGUCUUCCUGACCCUCACCGAGAGCGACCUGAAGGAGGUCGGCAUCACGUUGUUCGGGCCCAAGAGGAAGAUGACCUCUGCCAUAGCCCGCUGGCACAGCAGCGCCCGCCCCCCCGGGGACGCCCUGGAGCUGGCCUACGCCGACCGGCUGGAGGCGGAGAUGCAGGAGCUGGCCAUCCAGCUGCACAAGCGCUGCGAGGAGGUGGAGGCCAUGCGGGGCCAGGUGUCGCAGGAGCAGGAGCUGCGUGCCGUGGUGGAAAGCUGCCUCCUGGAGCAGGACAGUGCCCGCCAGGCUGCGCACGCCCAGCUGCAGGAGACCCGGGCCCUUGCCCACACUGCCACCCUCGCCAUGGACCGGCUGCGAGCCUGCCAGAUGGAGCUGUCGGCCCGGAUGAGGGAGGAUGAGGCCCCGGGUGGGACGGCCUUGGCCCCAGUCGUAGCCACUGCUGACUGCAAAGGCUGGCAGGCAGCCCUGCAGGCCAUGAGCCUUCCCGAGCUGUCGGGGGUCCUGGAGGACUGCGUCCGGGAGAUGGGGCAGGCACUGUGCUCGGUGACACAGAGCCUGGGGAAACUGCAAGUGCUGAACGGGACACAGAACCGGCGGGAGCCGUAG